AUGAAACGUGUCAAAUCUUUUCUGGAGCAAAAUCUUUUGGCUAGCGUCCAAGCGUUCCUUCGUAUUCGAGGUGCACUGUUAGUUGACGCGAGUGCUGUGUUGAAAAUUUUGUUUUUUACAAUGCACUUAAUAACUCUUUUAUUACUCACACUGGCGUCAGCCACAUUGGGACAUGCAGGAAAAUGUGACCAAACACCACCUCUUGCCACUGUAUUGACACCUAGCGAAAAUAAAGGCAGUUUUACAAUGGUCAUAGACUCAAAAACGGAAAAAAUCUACAGACCCGAUCAGACCUAUGUUUUAAUCCUUCAAUCAAAAAUCGACGUGAACCAGACACGCCCAUUCCGAUGGUUCAUGAUCACAGUGGAGGAUCCCGAAGUAGAUAAUAGUACAGAUGAGUUUGAUCACCGAUCUGUUGAUGUCGGAUAUCUGAAGACCAUCGAAACCAACCGUCACGCCAGAUACAGUGAGCGUUGCUAUAACUCCGUCGAAAACACAGAUAAUUCAGAAAAAUAUCGUGUAGAGAUUCACUGGGUUUCCCCAAAACAAAGUAGCAAAGCACACACUAUACGACUACGUGCUAUGGUAGCUGAAAAUUCUGAAGUUUGGUAUACAGGGGAGAACUUAACUAUAGUACUUGAAAAAGAUUCUAAUAAGCCCCUGGACAGUCCACCCUAUCCACCAAAUAUAACUUGUAAUUUAUGUAGUGAAGCAAGAUAUGAGGUAAUAUUCAAAGGUCAUUGGUCAAGAAUGACUCACCCUAGAAAGUAUCCAACUAAACCUGAUAAUAAUGGAUAUAGCCACUUAGUUGGCGCCUCACACACCUAUAAAUAUAUUCUAUGGCAGCCAGAUGCGAAAGCUAGUAACGGCUUAAAGUUGUUAGCAGAGGAAGCUAAUAUCUCGUUAAUUGAAAGAGAUAUAAUAAAUGAAAUGUCCGAUAGAGGCACACGAACGCUUAUAAGGGGAAAGCGACGAGAACAUCCCUAUAUGUCUGAACCGUCUCAUUCCCUGUUCAGGGUUGAUAGAAAACAUCAUUUGUUCUCCUUAGUAAUUGCUAUGAAGCCAUCACCAGACUGGUUUCUAGGGGUAACAAGAUUCGAACUAUGCACGAAGGAAGGGUGGUUGGAAGAGAGUGAAAUACCUUUAUACCCUUGGGAUGCUGGCACUAUGGAUGGCAUAUCUUAUGAGUCGCAGACAUCAGUAACUCAGCCCGUCGAUUCCGUCGAUAGAGUGGAAGUUGGUUCAUUCAACGAGGAAUCCCCAUUUUAUCAGAUGAACUUAAACGAUCUGGAGGCCUUCGCGUACCUCAAAGUGAAGAGGCUAGAUGUUUAUCCGCUAGAUGAGGCGAUUUGCAAAGAAGAUUCUGAAGACGACGAAGACGAAGGAGAGGAAUAUGCCUACUCCACGAAUGAGGAUGCCCAG
Molecule: messenger RNA, 1422 nt
Organism: Brenthis ino (lesser marbled fritillary)
Lineage: Eukaryota; Metazoa; Arthropoda; Insecta; Lepidoptera; Nymphalidae
Source: the annotation of a GenBank genome assembly